Messenger RNA from Aphidius gifuensis, 574 nucleotides. RefSeq lists its product as uncharacterized. Bases 77 to 460 code for a protein of 127 amino acids. The record is from RefSeq and is a predicted model, not a curated record. The transcript has 2 exons. NCBI's taxonomy places the organism in Eukaryota, Metazoa, Arthropoda, Insecta, Hymenoptera, Braconidae.
AUCAAAAUUGAUAAAUACUUUUUCUUUCAAUCUAUGUCACCAUAAUAAAAUUAAUUUUUCGAAAUUCACACGUAUAAUGGAAAAUUUAUGGCUUCAUCAAAGUGAUAAUAAAACUGAUAAUUAUAGAAAUCAUCAAAUAAUUGAUUAUUCGAAAAAAAUAAGAUGUUACAAUAAACAAUUUUCAUCACCAGUUGAUAUUUUAUCAAUCAAUCGUAAAGAUGUCGAUGAAAUUGAUAAUUUUUACAAUAUUGUACAACUACAUCGUCAACAAUUUAAAAGUGAAAAUGAUAAAUUGGAUCCCUUAAAAUAUUUCAAACAAAAUAAUCAUUCUUCAAUGACAAAUUUAUAUUUUUCUGAAUAUCCACUGACUUAUGUCAAGUACAAAAAACCUAUCGUUCUUCCAACAACAACACAUUUACGAUUAAAUCAAUUUCCAAAUUUACCUGAAAGAAAAUUAUAGCUACUACAAAACUAAUAAUAUUUAAUUUAUCAUUGGAUUAAAAGAUUAUGUUAAUUUAAUAUUCAAUUGAUGUACUUUGUACUUGCAUUAUUAAUAAAUAUGCCAUCCAUUAUA